Pseudopipra pipra is the source of this 7393-nucleotide messenger RNA. RefSeq names its product hyaluronan and proteoglycan link protein 3 (gene HAPLN3). The transcript is spliced from 5 exons. Bases 220 to 1134 code for a protein of 304 amino acids. The record is from RefSeq and is a predicted model, not a curated record. Gene Ontology annotation, molecular function: hyaluronic acid binding. Lineage: Eukaryota; Metazoa; Chordata; Aves; Passeriformes; Pipridae. Gene Ontology annotation, cellular component: synapse; perineuronal net. Gene Ontology annotation, biological process: cell adhesion; skeletal system development; glial cell differentiation.
CAGGCAGGCAGGGGGCCGGGGGCACCCACCCCAACUCCGGGCUGCAAGCAGGGGGUUGGGAAACGUGUGUUUCCCUUUAAGAGGCAGGCCCUGGAGCUGCUUCCUCUCAGCCCUGCAAGAGCCCUAAACACAGUGCAUCUGCCUGCAGCCUGCCUGCACGCCUGCCUGCAGCUGCCCGCAACCAGCCCCAGGCUCAGGGUUUGGCCUUGCUUCCCAGCCAUGCUGCUGCUCCUGCUACUCCUGGAGGCCACCGUGCUGCAGCUGGCCAGCGGCUCCUACCACCCCUUCUACAACGGCUUCUACUACAAUCACAUCAUGAACGACAUGGGCAACGGGCAAGACAAAGAUUACUUCAAUGGAGCCAGACUGGUGGUGGAAACCUCCAAAGACCCUGUCUACAGCUACAGUGGUGCCAACGUUACCUUGCCCUGCCACUACCGCUACGAGCCUGAUCUGGGAGAUAAGCGCAAAAUCCGCAUCAAGUGGUCCAAGAUACGGGAUGACUACACCAAGGAGCAGGACGUGGUGGUUGCCAUUGGCAAGACCAAUGUGGCCUUUGGGGACUUCAAGGGCCGUGCUCACAUCCACCGGGCCAGCCAGCACGAGGCCUCGCUGGUCAUCAGUGAUGUGCACCUGAAGGACGAUGGCAAAUACCGCUGUGAAGUCAUUGACGGGCUGGAGGAUGAGAGCGACGUGGUGGACCUCCGGCUGCAAGGCAUCGUGUUCCCCUACCAGCCUCCCCGCGGGCAGUACAGGCUCAACUUCCAUGAAGCCGAGCAAGUGUGCCAGGACCAAGGUGCCAUCCUCGCCAACUUCAACCAGCUCUUCCAGGCCUGGAGUGAGGGGCUGGACUGGUGCAACGCGGGCUGGCUGGCCGAUGGCACCGUGCAGUACCCCAUCCGCCUGCCCCGCAAGCCCUGCGGGGGCGUGCACCUCGCCCCGGGCAUCCGCAGCUACGGCCCGCGCCACCGGCACCUCCACCACUUCGAUGCCUUCUGCUUCUCCUCCGCGCUCAGAGGCUCCAUGAAGUGGAAAGAACGCUGCAGAAGUGGGAACAAAACACACAGGAGAGCUGAAGCUGACUGUUUAGCAGAGGAUAAUGAGUCUUCAGCUGUCUUCAACCAUGUGGAAUAAAACUUGGCAUGUCCAAGAUCUCUUCUGAUAUGCAGGAGACCUGCUGUGAGUAGCCAUUCCUGGUCUUGGAGGAGGGGGGAGCAGGCACACUUUGCAAAGUCAUUGCCACAAAUUUCCAGCUGGAAAUAACAUUGGAACAAGUUUCCUUUUACAGAUAUUGUAUAUAAUAUGGUUGCACAUAUUAUAUAUGCUGUAAAAACAAAUCUCUGCAUAUAAUAUACAUGUUGCAUAUCUCUCCAAAUAUAUACACAUACAUUAUAUAUAUACACACAUAGAGAAAGGGUGUGUACUUGUAGGUGGUGUUGGAAAAACAAACAACAAAUACACACAGGUUUUCUUCCCAGAGGUGUGCUGCGAAUGGCUGGAGACAAGAUUUUAAACACAUGAUGACCAUAAAUAUCAAACUCCCCCUUCAGCCUGUUGCGGUGUUGAGGCACUGACCCUGUCUUCAUCUGGAGGUAGAAUCACCUCACCAAAUUGAUAUUGGAAAACUCAAACAUAUCUGUUGGGUUGGAGGAAGUAUUGCUGAUUCUGGUCCUCCCAAAAAAAUCUGGAUCUUGGAGGUCUUUUUAGAAAGGUCCAAAUGGUAAAAUUGGCAAUGAUGUUGCUUCUGGAAAUCCCGGCAAGUUGGUUUGUGGGUGUUGCUUUCUAGGAUAUUGCAUCAAAGCCACAGGAUUUACGGGAGAGGGGAACUCCAUUAAAAAAAAAUAGCAUCUAUCACACAACACUUGGCUAUUUUCUUCAUACCUUUUAUAUACUAUAAAUGUGUCCACUUCCACAUUGUUUAGGGCUAGAUGAGGUCAGUAAAUCACUGUACACCUCUUCAGCCAGCUGAAAAGCCUGCAAUGCACAAGGUGUGCCAGCUCUGCUCAGCAUGGAGUGAGCUCCCACUUCCACAGCACCACCUGCCAGGUGCCUUGACAAUACCUUGACACUCAGGGAUCACACACAGACGUGAGCUAUUUAUUUGCUUGGCUGAGCAGUCACCCAAAAAGUCAGCUCUGCUUUUAGAUGCAGCUCACAUGCUUAUCAGCCGACAACAAGACAAGACUACUGCUAUUAUUACCCCUUGCUAAGGAAGGACAGCGAUGUGCCGUGGAAUGCAGAAUGGAGGCAGCCCUUGCUUUCAAGAGCUUGAAGGAAGAAAAUGCCUCGCGGUGCCAAGAAUAGGAAACCCAGUUGGAGCAUGUUAUUAACUCACUUCUUGAGGAUAAUGCAGAAUUAGUGACUCUUUAGAAGAAGAUUCAUGCUGCAGUUAAAAUUGCCCAGAAGUUGCAAAAAGUUAUUCAAUUCUACUGUCACAACACUUUCUAUUUUUUGCUACUAACAGGACCCAAGCUCUAACUUCUAGAUGUAUUUUUUUUUAAUAAAACAAUUAAAAGAAAAUAGCCAAUGUAAACAAGGUCUUGCACCUAGAAGAUGUAAACUGUUGGCUGGAGAGAGCAAGGGGAGUUACAUAGCUGCAAUGCAAACUUUGAAUUCGUUUCACCAUUUUCUUCCUAAGAUUUCUUCUACAUUGCCAGAUAUAUGCUAUGUUUAGUCAGAACAAUUUUCUUUUGGUGCAAUUAAAUACAACAGAAGUAUUCUUGUCACCCCUGCUCAUGGUGGGGGGGUUGGAGCUAGAUGAUCUUUGAGGUCCCUUCCAGCCCUAACCAUUCUAUGAUUCUAUGAUUCUCCCAGUACCUUUGGAAACAAUUUGCUGUAUGAGAUCAUGGAAAUUGGAUAGAGAAAUCUUUUAGAAAUGAAAGAGAAAUAGACUGACUCUAGUUUUGUUCAGAAAGCAAAUGACAUGUAAAAGUGAACACUCAGUUUCAGUGGUGAGAAAGAAAUGCUUUUAAAAUCCUUCAUCCCGAGCUAAGAAGAGAAUGCUAGGAACAGUGCUAUCACUUUUUAAAACAGUACAUUUUGUCCAUUUCUCUCCACGACAGCCUGUAUGGAAGAUGAGCAAGAAUAUCCAUUUAAGGUGGUCAGCUUUGUUCUUAAAACAUCCACUAAGGACAAGCAGCUGGUGAAUAGAGAGGUCGGUACCACCCAAACCUUGAACAAACUAUAUUUUUCCCAAAGGUGUGAGUAACUGGUUUAGUAAUAUACACUAGGGUAUUUCUGUACCCUUCUGGUUUUGUUCUGCAGAGGGGAAAAGGUAGGAGAGAUGUCCAAUAGUGCCUCCUGUGCCCCUCACUCUUCCUUUAUAGGCCUCUUUGUAAGUGCAAUUAUCCACAUAGGGAAUCAGAGACCAACCAGAUAAUUAUCUUCUAGAGACAGAGGAAAAAAAAUAAUCCAGGUACCAAUUAAUUUGCUUUUCAGAGACUGCUGGGAAGUUUGAACUACUGAUCUGAUAGCUCAAACAGAGAAGAAAAACAUUGGAGCAAUUGAAGGGUCACUCCUAGAAGAAAAGAAUAGGAGGAGUUAGGGGAAGCAGGUCUCUCACAUUUUAAGGUAAAUGCUAAUAUUGAACAUCACAUAGCCAACUUGUGAUGAGCAAUUAAGUCAUUAAAAUAAUUAACUACAAUAAUUGAAUCAAAACCUCCCUGUAGCAGAAGGGACAGAUUUUGCUGAAUCCUUAAAAAACCCUUUAUUCUACUAGAGAUCAUCAAGUUUCGAGGAGGACCUGUUGAUCUGCUGGAACCUUCAAUUUGUUCAACACUCUUAUGGAAGAAGAGCUCAGGAAAUUUGGACUUCUCUGUCUCCAAAAUAUUAUAUGUAGAAGUAAACAGACAUGUAAAGGACUGUACAAUACCUCUGCUGAGGCAGGUUUUAUUCAAGCUAACUAAAUUCUGAUGCAAAGCAGACAGUGUAUCCAGGAGAAAUCAGAUCAUCUGGUCAGCCACAAAUGGUCUGUGCCUUUGUUUUUCUCUCAGACAGGACUGGUACCUCCAUCUCCUUCUUGAGAGCAUAGUUUUCAUUCCACAUUAGGUGAAACAUUAUGAAGCAGAUAAACAUUUUCUUGACUUUUUUUUUUUCUGUGUGAUUUUCUCUGGACCAACAGAACUCUAUCCCUUGGAAUUCCAGCUUGCGAAGUAUGAGGAAAGCCCACCAAGACCUUUCCUCAUUUGCAUUCUAACCUUCUGCUGUGCCAGAGCCACAGGCAGCAGAAUUCAUGGACUUGUUUCACCAGAGACAAGCAAAACUUCACAUAAACAGAUGCCAUUUCAGCACAUUUCUCCUUUCCCCCUGCAAUGUGAGCGCAGUUUUUAAGUCAUUGACUGGUCAGAGUGCUCCAAACCGCAGUCUGUCACUGAAGUGCCAGCACGCUUUUUUCAGCUAAUAAUUAUUUGUCUUCAAAUGUUACCAGAAGCAAAAAGAUCCGCUGAGUUGGCAAAACCCUGGAUGAAGAAGCCAAGCCUAUGGACAAUUCUUUAAGCUUGUGGGGUUCCUGUCUUCACGAAGGAAUCAAACUGCUGACUAAAGACAUGUACGUGCAUAGCCUUCAAUUUGGUUAAAUACUAAAAAAUACUGGCACUCCAGGCGUUAAUCUUCAGUCUUCUUAUGCUUCUGGCCUUGGCUUUUGAGAGAAGCAGAGGCUACAGCAGAGCAGAAAAAUACCAUUCUUCUAAAAUCAUUCAGCUAAAUAGGCUGCUGUGUCUAACUGCAACCCUCCAACAACAGGACCAGAGGGCAACAGCUCCUCACUCUAAGCUCCUUCUUUAAGCUGAACCAGCUUCACCCAUUCUUUCUUGUUAGUCAAAAUUCAUUGCACUGAAUGGGCAUCCACUGCAUCCACAAAUCCUGAGCACAGCACAAGGCACAGGUAUGAGACCUAAAUUUUUUGCAAGAGUAAAUUUCAAGACUGGGAAGCUUCAAGUGAAAAGACAGCCACAACAUUGCAAACAGCAUUCUGGGUUCCAGCCUACAGCCUUUCCUCGUGGACUUUCAAUGUUCACAAUUCCCAGAGCAUUGUAAAGAGUAACAACCAAAAAAGGGAAACCUACGAUUAUUUUUCUAUCCUUUUCUUUUAUUAAUUUAUAUAUUUAUCUAUAUAUUUAUUUAUUCAUUUAUUUUGUCAUCUCUUUGCUCUAAUUCUCUAGAAUAAGUCUGUCUUGUUGCAGGGGUGUUGCAAGUUCAUGGUAGUACACUUCCUUGCACCCAGAUGAUCUUCCUUCAGACCCCAGCUGGGACUGCAUUUAAUCCUGUAGAGACACUGUAGUAAAGAAGCCUAUCAAUAAAAAGAAAAGCUUUACCCUGGAAUAUUUUCCCUGGUAGGAGCACCAGCCAUACAAUAUGUACUCAAGUCCAUCUCUAGUUUACAAAAAGUCUGCAAUUAAGCUUCAUGCAGUCAUUGCUUACCUCUUGCUGUCACCUGCUAAGAAACCCCAGCUGUUACAUCAUCUCUGUGACUUGCAAAUACACAUUCUGAUUUCAGAACAUUUUCAACUUUCUUCACACAUGAGCUGCUGAACACAUGGUUUUCUUUCACAAUACUUCACAAGAAUGUUGGCUAACAAAUGGUCUGAAAAAUCUGGCAAUCGCCUUGUGGGUAAUUUAUAAAAAGAAAAAGCAGUGGAAUAAAACCACAUUUUGGGGCCAAUAAUUCUUUUUUAUUUAUUUUUUUUGUUUUGUUUUGGUUUUGUUUUUUGUUUUUUUUUUUGUUUUUACUGAGCCUCACUGGCUUCCUUCCUCUCCCUCAAUGCUGAUUUUGCUGGCUUAUUUUUGUCUCCGGGCUUGGACGUGGCAGUGGGCAUGGCCCAAAAGCAGAGCCCAUGAGUUGUGCAAGAAGGGCUUUUGGGUCCAUAACUCCUGCAUCACUUUACAGGAGUGGAUGCCAUGCCAGGCUCGACCAGCGCUGUGGGAAUGACCCUGAUGACUUGUCCUCAGCCUCUUGUGCAGCAUCCUCUGUGCAGCUGCUCAGCAGAGGCAGAGGGGACCGCAGGUGUGUUGUGAGCAGGACUGAACAAAGGUUUGUGAUUACCUGUGCUCUCAGAGGGAGAGAAGUGACGCAGAGGGAAAUGCAGUGACUCACUCAAAACACUUUGGGGAUGGAAAUGACGUUAGAAACCAGGCUGAGCCUCACAAAGCCCUGCACUUACAGACUCUUAUCAAGUUCAGAGAUACCUAUGCUGAAUCGUGUAAAUUGACCAAAAGAAGCCAUUCAGGAGGUAAUGUGGAAGGGGGUGGAAUUAAUAAUACUUUAGCUAAAGGAACAGAGCAAAUCUCUCUGCACAUACAUUUUGUACCAUACUUAAGCAACGUGUCCUACGUGAACGUGUGGUCCUUUGAGAACUGAACACAUGCUCCAUAAAACAAGACAAGCAUUGGUAGUUUUCAAACCAAUCAACGUGGCUUGUUCCCAGGUGCCAGCUCCUGAUGGCAGCACAGGGAAACCAAGCUGUGUCCAGGGAUGCUGCAGGACAUCCUGUGUUCCUGGGACUGGGCUCCUUCCCUGGCCAAGAAGCAGCCACCAGCAAAUACAACAAUCUCGCAUCUCGUUUUCUUCUCACUGCAGUAUGCUAAUUCUUUCAGAGCACAUGAACACUGCUCAGGGAAUAGUCUCCAGAACUCUAGCAGAGUGUUUUCACCAUAAAUGGUCAUUCAUAUUCAAAUAUUGUGUCUGUUUAUACUUGGCAGCAAGGGAUCUUACCAAAGGCAGAACAGUGAAACACCGAAAAGAGGCAGGGUGGAGAGAAGGGCAUUUAUCAGCAGAGCUGACACAAACUAGUGAUGCUCUGACAUUGUCUCACACAUUUAUCCCAUUCUAGCUGCAGAGAGCAGCAUAAGACACAGACCAGAGGGUGGCCACAUGCUAUGCCAAAGGGAUCAGAGCAGUCUGCCUGACACAAAUAUUGCACUCAGUGCAGAUGAUGUUCAAAGCAGAGGUUUCUGUUUCUAGCUGGCUUGCUUUGCCUCUUACCCCUCGACACUGCAAAGCUGCUGAGGGAGAGUUUCCCACUCCACAGCAACACUUGUGGGUAUAGGCAGCAAGUCAGCACAUCAUGAAAAGAGAAACAGAACAAGACAGAGACUUGCAGCCCAUCUUCUCCAAGUUCUCAACUGCAUCCAGCGUGGAAUCUCUGUCAAGUGAAGCCAGUUUACCAAGCAUUGGAACUGGCUGCCUGGGGAAAAGGCAGAGUCACUAUCCCCAGAGGAAUUUAAAAGACAUGUAGAUAUGGCACUGUAGUGGUGAACUUGACAGUGCUGGGUUAACUGUUGGACUCAAUGGUCAUAGAGGUCUUCCUCAACCUAAACAAUCCUAUGAUUCUAUAAUCACAACCUGUGAAAACCCCCAUAUAUUUAUGGCUUUCCAUUAAAAGAAUAUUCUGUUCAA